Molecule: messenger RNA, 1460 nt
Organism: Aspergillus glaucus CBS 516.65
Lineage: Eukaryota; Fungi; Ascomycota; Eurotiomycetes; Eurotiales; Aspergillaceae
Product: TauD/TfdA dioxygenase family protein
Exons: 3
Coding region: 157-1266 (369 amino acids)
Cellular component (GO): cytoplasm
Molecular function (GO): 2-oxoglutarate-dependent dioxygenase activity
Source: RefSeq, a predicted model, not a curated record
GGCAUAGGGCUAAAUACUAAAUACUGAUAGGCUGGAUCAAGUCGCAAUGGCCUGUGGUACUUGCGUGAUCCAGGAGUGCCGAGCGGGAAAUGUGUAGAUAAGACACUAAAUCCGAGUCUUUGAUCGCGUUUUUCUUGUGCAUUGCCAGUUAUCAUCAUGGCCCCUCUGAUUUCAGACACCUCGCUCCCCUUGCGCUCUACGCCCAAUGAGGGACCCGACACUGAUCAGGGACAAUAUCCUGCGCCGUUACAACAGAGUGGUCCCCUGGAUAAGUUCUCAUUUGAAGAAACAACGCCAGCUAUUGGUCGUGAAUUCCACAAUGUCAACAUUGUCGAUGACCUCUUGAAUGCCCCGAAUGCAGAUGAGCUGGUGCGGGACCUUGCUAUCACAAUCUCUCAACGGGGUGUCGUCUUUUUCCGUGCCCAAGAUAACCUCACCGACGAGCUGCAGAAGAACUUGGUGCAGCGCCUAGGGCAGCUAGCUGGCAAGCCAGCUGACUCGACUCUGCAUAUCCACCCGGUGCUCAAUAACACCAGUGAAUUUGGUGUCAAUGACGCGCAGGUCAGCACUAUCAGCUCGCUUGCCCGCAAGAAGAUGUUCCGCCAUGAAAACCAGCCCAACAAGCGUCGCUAUGAUUCGGCCCAGUGGCACUCGGAUAUUCAAUUCGAGCCCUCCCCAGCUGACUACACUUCGCUUCGUUUGACACAGCUACCCAAGACUGGUGGUGACACUCUCUGGGCAUCGGGAUAUGAGCUCUAUGACCGAUUCUCACCGGCGUAUCAGAAGUUCUUUGAGGGUCUGACGGCAACUUAUACUGGCUCCGGAUUCCUCAAGGCUGCUGAGAUGGAUCCUGUUAAUGUCAAGGUCUACACUGAGCCAAGAGGUAGCCCACUGAACAUCGGCUCGGACUUGUCCACCGUUCAUCCCAUCGUACGAACAAACCCGGUCACCGGUUGGAAGAGCAUCUUCGCCGUUGGGCCAUUCCCCAAAUAUAUCAACGAGCUCAGCCAGAGUGAGUCGGAUGAGCUGCUGAAGAAAUUCUACAACACUAUCCUCGAGAACCAUGACCUCCAGGUGAGGUUGAAGUGGAGAAAUCCCAAUGACAUCGCCAUUUGGGAUAAUCGAUGUGCUUUCCACACUGCCACAUUUGACUACGAUGGUCUUGGGGACCGAUUCGGCCACCGGGCGGUUGGUAUUGGCGAGAAACCGUAUUUGGAUCCAAAGAGCACAUCCAAGGCCGAGGCACUGGCUGCUGGAGAUGUUUGAAUGGACGUUAUGUUGAGCGCUGAGGUGCUGUAGUUUUAUUGAGUGUCGAUUAGUUCUUUAUCGCUUCCAAGUUUUGGGGCACUAUGUAGACACCUGGGCACAGGGCACAGACGACUUACUAUUGCAGGAUGUAUACUCAUGCAAAUCCUCGGGAGCAGGACUGUAUAUAUUUUACUUAUUGUGAGGAAUAUCAG